Molecule: messenger RNA, 2013 nt
Organism: Sorghum bicolor (sorghum)
Lineage: Eukaryota; Viridiplantae; Streptophyta; Magnoliopsida; Poales; Poaceae
Product: heavy metal-associated isoprenylated plant protein 37
Exons: 3
Coding region: 402-1745 (447 amino acids)
Molecular function (GO): metal ion binding
Source: RefSeq, a predicted model, not a curated record
CUCGGUCAGGUCACUGAGAUUGAGAUGAGAUAGUAUAUAGCAGGAGAGGGAGUUCUGAGCCGCGCACUCCAGCAGGGCCCAGGUGAGGCGAGUGAGUAGCCGAGCAGAGCAGGUGAGGCCCGGCCGAGAGAGGAGGAGCGUUGCCAACCGAGCCAUUCUUAAAUGCGAGCGGGGGGAAGCGAGGAGUAGUGGCUUCACCUGCAACGGCACAACCACAACACAAGCACAACAAGAACAAGAACGGACACUCCUAUCACUCCUCCACUCCCCACCAUCAGCUGCCCCCAUCCUCACUCUUCCUCCGCCCGCCUCUUCUCUUCUUCCCCCAGCAGCCAGCAGUCUCUCUCUCAUACAAACACAAACAAGCAACGACUUGCUCACAGUAGUGCUCCCCGGACAGAAUGACCAAAGACGAGGAGUUCAAGCUGGUCAAGAUCCAGAACCAUGUGCUCAAGGUGAACAUACACUGUGACGGGUGCAGGCACAAGGUCAAGAAGCUUCUUCAGAAGAUCGAAGGCGUGUACUCGGUGGCCAUUGAUGUGGACAACCACAAGGUGUCGGUGACAGGCGAUGUGGACUCGGAGACCUUGAUCAGGAAGCUCACCAGGGGAGGCAAGCAUGCGGAGCUGUGGUCACAGCAGAAGGGCGGUGGUGGCGGCAACCAGGGCCACAAGGGCAACAAUGGCCAGCAGAAGCACCAGCAGCACCAGCAGCACCAGCAGCACAAUCAGCAGCAGCAGCAACAACAACAGCAGAAGCAAGGUGCUAAUCCGGGCAAGGAUGCGCACAACAAGAACAACAACAAUGGCGGCCAGAAAGAGCAGGGGAAGCAAGGAGGGGUUGGGAGCCUCAUGCAGGGCCUCAAGGCAUUCAAGAACCAGCACAGCAACAAGAACCAGCUCCCUGAGCUCAGCUCGGAGGAUGAUGAUCUGUAUGAUGACGAGGAUGAUGAGUUCGACGACGACUAUGAGGAGGAGCUCCGCUUCCUUGGGGACAAGAUGAGCCAGCUCGGGUUCCACAGCAACAACCACCACCAGAACCAGAACAAGAACGGGAACAAUGCUGCUGUCAACAAUAACCACAACAAUGGCAAUGGCAAGAAAGGUAAUGGCGGCGGAGCCAAUCAUCACCAGAACACCCACCACCAGAACCAGAAGAAUGUAAAUGUGAUCAACAUGGCAGCUGCAAAUGCCAAGAUGGGAGGCGGAGGAGUCCAGAACCAGAAGAAUGCUAAUGCGAUCAACAUGGCGGCCGCGGCGAACGCCAAGAUGGCCGCGGCUAAUGGUGCCCAGAGGAACGCUGGUGCCAUGAGUGGCAUGUUGGGCCUGAGCCAUGGCCUGGGAGCGGGUGCUGCUGCUCCUGGCUUCCAAGGCUACACAGGCUUCAACCACCCGUCCUAUGCUGCUGCCGGCUAUGGAGGUCUUCAGCAACAGCAUCUCCAGCAGCAGCAGAGCAACAACCUCAUGGCGAGCAUGCAGGGGUACCAUCAUCAUCCUGCAACGACGGCCGCGAUGAUGAACAAUUUGAGGGGUCUGAAUAGCAACAUGAUGAUGAUGCAUCAGCCCCAGCAGCAGCCGCAGAUGAUGUACCACUCCUCUCCCCAGAUCAGCCCUUACACUGGCUACUACAACCCUUACAAUUACUACUACCAUCCCCAUCCUGGCAGUGCUGGUUACCCAGCCAGCAAUGGGGAUGUGGAGACCAUGUUCAGUGAUGAGAACACCAAGGGCUGUGUUGUCAUGUAGGGAUGCAGCUACAAUCCUAUAAUCUAGAGGUUGGUGAUGGACCAUGGUAAUGGUGAUGCAGUCCUGCUACCCUUUUUUUUGUUUCUUUUUUGUUUCCUUUAAUUAUUUUACUGCUCUUAUGGUUUCGCCUGUAUCAAGAGUGAAUCAUGGUGUUGACUUAGAUGUGUUGUUGAAAGUAGGGGCAACUUGAGAGGGUUAUCAAACAGUGUAAUGUAAUACCUUUUAGGCUUUUACUGCCUAGUGCUUUGCCCUGACUGGCUUGUUAUAA